AUGUCUUCUUCUAAGGUUACCCGUCCCACCAACCCUGACGGCCUCGUCCUCGAAGCCUGGGGCCAGGGCUUGAUGGUCGGCAGCCUGCUUGUCAUGGCCGUGGUCACAGUGUGCAACAUGAAAAAGCACGUCCUGCUGCACAAGCUGAUCCUUGCUGAAGCGUGUCUUCCAUUCUCUUCUAUGUCUGUCGCUGCACCCACUAGUUUUUAUACUAAUCCCAAGCUUAUUCUGGCCUUGCCCCACAAUACUUUCAUUUUCGCGCACGAACCCGCUUAUGGCUGGUAUCUUUCGGUCACAGCCAUCGGCCUCAACCUCUCUUGGGCCCUGCACAAUGUGAUCGCGUGGAUGAAGAACCGCCCAUUCCUGUCCCGCCGCGUCUCGCUCGCCUACAUCAUCACUGUCGUUCUUUCUUGGCCUUACUGGGUGGUGGAGAUCUAUGCCAAUUUUACUUACUUCAACAACAUCAACACCAUCUUCCUGAUUACCCGACCGUGGGAGCCUCUGUUUCGUGACCCAUGGUGGGUUGCCACUACUGUCUCGCUCUUCUGGACUAUAAAGCGCGAAUACAACUUCGGGAUCUGGGAACUGGUUAAGGUCUCGCCUCGCUUUGGGAUUAUGCUUCUGUCAAUGUGCUUAUCUAUUGCCUUUAUCAUCGUCGACACCUGUAGUGUGGUGAAUGUGUUCAGCGAUGCACUCCCGACCGGCAUUGAGCCUUUCUGGAAGCUGGCUUUCAUCUUCAAGUGCCUCUGCGACACCGUCAUCCUCGACGACUUCAAGACAGCGCUGGAUCAUAUCCGCAAGUACUGGCUCCGCAAGCAGCAGUCUGCGUCCGAGGCCUUCCUCACCAGUCCUGUCAGCCCGUCCACUGAUCGUGUACCUAUCCCCCCACAGUUGCACACUCCUCCUCGUGGGAGACGUGCACCUGCUGCCCGGGAGUAUCACGACAAUAUCGAGGUGGACAUACUCUCCCCACGCUCUCGACCGAUGGAGGUUGGCGUGCUCUCCUCGCGCUCUCAGCUGAUAGAAGCUGACAUAUUCUCCCCGCGCCCCCGAGCGGAGAAACUCUACUCAUCGCUGCGGAUUACUAUGACAGAGGAGGUCUGA
Molecule: messenger RNA, 1104 nt
Organism: Penicillium lagena
Lineage: Eukaryota; Fungi; Ascomycota; Eurotiomycetes; Eurotiales; Aspergillaceae
Exons: 3
Coding region: 1-1104 (367 amino acids)
Source: RefSeq, a predicted model, not a curated record